AUGUCACAACUCCCUCAGUUUUUGAUUCGUCAAGAAACGCCUCAAGACCACCAAGCAGUCUUUGAACUCAUUGAAGAGGCCUUCCGAGAUCUUGAGGUCAGUGAUCAUCAAGAGCAGUUUCUCGUUGAAAGACUCCGAUUCUCUCCUUCGCACUUUAUACCUCAACUCUCCUUGGUUGCCCAUACUUUAGAUGGCCAAAUUAUUGGGCACAUACUCUUAACAAAAUGUCACAUCAAUUACACAAAUGAUCGAUUGGAAUCCUUGGCCCUUGCUCCUCUUUCUGUAAAACCAGGAUAUCAAAGAAAAGGAAUCGGAGCAGCUCUUAUCAAAGAGGCUCACAAAAUUGCAACAGAAUUAGGAUUUACCUCUGUCAUUGUUGUUGGACAUGCAGAAUAUUAUCCUAAAUUCGGAUAUCAACCUACCAAACAAUUUGGAAUUACAUUUCCCUUUGAAGUUCCUGAUGAAUGUGGUAUGGUUAUCGAAUUACAAAAAGGUGCUUUGAAAUCUGGAGGCAUUGUUGAGUAUGCACCUGAAUUUCAACUUGUCUAA
Naegleria lovaniensis is the source of this 549-nucleotide messenger RNA. RefSeq lists its product as uncharacterized. The transcript has a single exon. Bases 1 to 549 code for a protein of 182 amino acids. The record is from RefSeq and is a predicted model, not a curated record. Gene Ontology annotation, molecular function: acyltransferase activity, transferring groups other than amino-acyl groups. NCBI's taxonomy places the organism in Eukaryota, Heterolobosea, Eutetramitea, Acrasida, Naegleriidae.